This is a messenger RNA of Caenorhabditis angaria, 617 nucleotides long. NCBI's taxonomy places the organism in Eukaryota, Metazoa, Nematoda, Chromadorea, Rhabditida, Rhabditidae. The record is from the annotation of a GenBank genome assembly.
AUGGCGAGACUUUUGGUGGCUUUGUUGUUCGUUGCUGGAGUUGCUGUUGCUCAAAGAGUUGUGAGUUGAAGGGCUGAGUGAAUUUGAAAAUGUUACAAACGUUUCAGGCUACUGGAGUUCCAGCUCCGAGAGGACCAAACGGAGCUAGCCCAGCUCCAGUCUCCGGAAGACCAGCUCAAAACUCCGAAGCACCAGCUUCAAGAGGACCAAACGGAGCUAGCCCAGCUCCAGUUUCAGGAAGACCAGCUCAAAACUCAUCUGCCCCAGUUUCACAAGGACCAAACGGAGCAAGUCUAGCUCCAGUCUCCGGAAGACCAGCUCAAAACUCUGAAGCACCAGCCUCAAGAGGACCAAACGGAGCUAGCCCAGCUCCAGUUUCCGGAAGACCAGCUCAAAACUCCGAAGCACCAGCCUCAAGAGGACCAAACGGAGCUAGCCCAGCUCCAGUUUCAGGAAGACCAGCUCAAAACUCCGAAGCCCCAGCAUCAAGAGGACCAAACGGAGCUAGCCCAGCCCCAGUUUCUGGACGUCCAGCCCAAAACUCAGCUGCCCCAGCUUCACGUGGUCCAAAUGGAGCCAGCCCAGCCCCAGUCUCAGGCCGACCAAACAGACAAUAA